AUGAAUGCUGCGGUAAACGAUGAACGGCAUCGUGAGGAGAAAAUAAGGCAAAGUAUUAUGGGAUCACAGAGCCCUACAACACGAACAAACUAUAGAAUAUCGCGGUUUAAGUCUGCCCAUACAUUGUAUAUUUUGCUAUUCAGUUCAUUUGCGAUUCUGCAGUUCAUUUCGAUCGCUUUUUUCGCCAAAGGGUUUCUAUUGCGUAGGACAGUGUUGGAUAAUGUAGCAGAAAUUGAUCCAACGAUGUCAUAUGGACCAAAAUAUGAUAAAAUGGUUGUGUUAUUAGUAGAUGCAUUAAGGUUUGAUUUCGUUAUUCCUGUUGAUGAGACUGAUCCGAAGUAUAAUCCUAAUUACCAUAACAACCUACAAGUGCUUUACGAGAUGUCAUCAAAGUCGGACGAUGCCUUAUUGUUGAAGUUUAUGGCAGAUCCACCAACUACAACGUUACAGAGGCUAAAAGGACUAACUACUGGUUCGCUACCCACUUUUAUUGAUGCGGGCUCAAAUUUCAAUGGUGAUGUCAUCGACGAAGAUAAUUGGAUAAAACAGUUAUAUCUUCACAACAAGAAGAUAUUUUUUGCCGGAGAUGAUACUUGGGAUGCUUUAUUUCGACCAUUCCUUGCGAACGAGAGUGUCCCAUACGAGUCAUUGAAUGUGUGGGAUUUGGAUACCGUUGAUAACGGUGUUAUUUCUUUUUUUGACGAAUAUUAUUUCAACAAACAACAACGUUCAAAAUACGACGUGUUAGUCGGUCAUAUGUUAGGUGUUGACCAUGUUGGACACAAAUAUGGCCCAAACCACUUCACUAUGAAGGAGAAGCAAUUGCAAGUUGACAGGUUUAUCAGGAAGAUCUUGGAAACCGCUGAUGAUAAUACUUUGUAUGUGGUAAUGGGUGACCACGGUAUGGACCAUACAGGGAACCACGGUGGUGAUUCACAAGAAGAACUUGAAAGUACCUUUUGGUUAUAUGCUAAAAAUGCUCAUUGGAACAAAAACGGCAACUAUGAUACCAGUUCUUUUGGUGCUUCCUUUAAACAAAUGAACCAAAUAGAUUUAGUACCCACUGUUUCCUUGUUACUUGGACUUCCAAUUCCAUUCAAUAGUUUGGGAUGGCCAAUCUCUGAAAUUGCAAAAGACCCUGAAGAGUUGAAGCUAUACCAUGAUAUUUGUCAUAAACAAUUAAAAAACUACCUAGAAGUAAGCAAUAUUAUGGGAUCAUCUGCAAAACGGAAUAAAUUAUUAAGUAUAGAAGAUCCAUCAGAGUUUCAAUCAAUAUUCUUAGAAACAUGCAAGGACUUGUGGGCAAGAUUUGAUUUUGCUAGCAUACUUGUCGGUAUUGGAAUUAUGGCUUUUUCGUUGAUAUUACUAGUAAUGAUCAUAAAAUUAAUUCCUUCGAUUGUGGUGGGCCAAAUGGUAGGGGAUUUCGUUGGUUGUAUAGUAGUCAUUUCAGUCAUUUCGAAUGUAAGUUUCCAAGCUGUUUACCAGGUAUUGCAUCAGCCACAAUUUUUGGGGAACUCUCUUUGGUGUUCAGCGUUUGCAACGGCUGUAGGUAUCAUACUUGGUGUUCUUAUUCCGGUAUUUGACAGGUACAGUGUACAAUGGCUAUUUCUACGUUCCAUUGAAGAAUUAUCAGAUUUUUGGUCCAGAAUUGCCACGCUUUUCAUGGUAUUACACGCAUUACUCUUUACUUCAAAUUCAUUCACAAUUUGGGAAGAUAGAAUUGUAGCCUUCCUUUUAACGUCCUUCGGAAUGUUGGCAUUGUAUGAGUUCACGUUUUUACCACAAAGACAUUCUACCGCAGCGCUACUUUCAGGAGCCGCAGAAAAACAAGGUACGUUAGCUGGUAAAUCUGUUGGAGAGUCUAAUUCAGACUCUUUACCUCUAGGAAGAUUUGCCAGAAUUCUGGGAGGAUACCAUGCUAUUGUCUUAGUCAUCUGUACAAGAAUUGCAUCCAUAAUUACUAUUUGUCGUGAAGAACAAGGUGAACAAUGCACACCAACAUUCACAAUAUCAAACAACUAUUCCUAUUACACUAUGUUUGGAUGUUUACUUUUGAUUCCUGCAGUCCCAGCAUGUAUCAAGGGAUAUUAUAAUGUUUGUUCUUCUUACCAAGCAGCAGCUCCAAUAUGGAUAGGACUCAUUCUAAAAGGAUCUUUGAUUGCAACAUUCAUCUAUUGGUCGUUAAUUGCAGCCGAAAAUAGGCUACAAGAUUUAGAUUGGGACGUUACUAUUUGGAAGUUUACAAUCUCACGCAUAAUCGUCGGAAUAUCACUAAUUGGCUGUAACAUUGGCUGGAUGAAAGGCCCUCUUUGCGUUAAGCUAAAUAUUCACAAUACGGAUAUGAAAUCCCAACAAGCGACCAUCUUAGGUUACUCCAACGUCUACGGUUCUCAAUUUUUCCUAUUAGUGAUAAACUUUUUGAUGGCCAUAAUGCUCUUCAAUAAACCUUUGGGUCAACUCUCGAUCUUUUUGAUGUGCAAUCAAUUACUAUCUAUCAUAGAAAUAUGUGAUUUACUCAAACUGAAAGAAAACCUAAUCGGUCCUAUAACUUUAGGGCUCUUGGCUUACCAACAAUUUUUCAGUACCGGUCACCAAGCCACAAUCCCUUCGGUUCAAUGGGACAUGGGGUUCAUCUUGACUGAAAAGAUUACAUUUCCUUGGACUCAUCUAGGGAUUGUAAUAAACACAUUUGGUCCAUUCAUAUUAGUAUCUCUAUCGGUAGCACUGUUAACGCUUUGGAAACAACCACCUAGUGUUUUACAGCCACAAACUAUUCUAUCUAGGAUUGUGUCGAAUUGUGGAACUCUGCUAAUCUAUAACAGUGCUUUAUGUUUGAGUAGUUUCAUAUGGGUGACACAUUUCAGAAGACAUCUAAUGGUGUGGAAGAUUUUUUGUCCAAGAUUCCUUUUUGCAUCUCUAUGCUUGAUAGUAUGUCAAUUGAUUGUAACGUUUGUGACAAUUGGUUUUGCAAGCUCAAGAUUGAUUAGGCAGAUUAGCCAGCUCUUCUCAAAGUGA
Molecule: messenger RNA, 3015 nt
Organism: Kluyveromyces marxianus DMKU3-1042
Lineage: Eukaryota; Fungi; Ascomycota; Saccharomycetes; Saccharomycetales; Saccharomycetaceae
Gene: GPI13
Product: mannose-ethanolamine phosphotransferase GPI13
Exons: 1
Coding region: 1-3015 (1004 amino acids)
Biological process (GO): GPI anchor biosynthetic process
Cellular component (GO): endoplasmic reticulum membrane
Molecular function (GO): mannose-ethanolamine phosphotransferase activity
Source: RefSeq, a predicted model, not a curated record